AUGGACCCUCUUACCAUCACGACAGGCUGCAUCUCCCUGCUCAGCGGCCUCACAGCCUUGUCCAAGCAAAUCACUACCUUCGCGCUCGUGGCUCAUGAAGCUAGGGCGGACAUGAACGCCUUUUCCAAGGAAAUCGCCUCGCUGACGCUAUGCCUGGACGCCCUCCGACAGCCUGAUCUCAUCCGCUUUUAUCCAGACGCUCUGCGUCCGAAUCUCACCACAAUCAUUCGGGAGUGUGACGGAGUGGUUGUUAAAAUGAGUGUUCUGCUAUCAAAGCUUUCAUCGGCUUCCGUGGCUAGAAGGAUGCAGUGGUCUUUCGCCGUACGGGACGAAGCGGAUCGACUACGCCAGAGCCUCGAAGCCCACAAGUCCGCGCUCCAAAUUGCCGUCAGCCUUGUCAGCCUCUCAGCCACCCAAUCGCUCCAGAACGACACCUCUAGCAUUCGGGUCAAGGCUGCGCUUCUUCCCGGGUUGAAAGAGGACACCGCACAAAUUGCGGAACUACGGGCAGAACUCGCGGCCUUACGUAUGGACAUGAACUUGUACCGUACAGGUCUCAGCAUUCCAAUGCAACGCUUCCUGGAAGAAUCUACGGCAUAUGCCGACAGCGUCUGCGACAUUGCGCCCCCUUUCCGUGAGACCCCUGUUCAAGAGUCGAUGCCGCCGCCAUUAACAGAUGGCUUGGGGCAUGCCGACUCAACCCAGCAAAUAUCUGGUAGGGUGCCCCGCAAUAUGGACCAGGCAAACAAGACCCUACCAGAGCAUAUGCUUUGCCAAGAUCAUCAUCAUGGCAACGCCAGCGAUCGAACAACCAUUUACAGCUGCCCAAAUAAGCCGCGCCUCGGAUCAAGAACUUCGCUCGCGACCGAUUCAGAGUCAUCUGAAGACUUGCUGGUCCGCAAUAUCGCAGCCAAGUCUGACAGAAGUGAUGGUCUUGCAACAGCGGCCGAUGGUACAGGGUCAGAGCCAAAGCCUAUGCAGAGAUCCUCGCCUACUCCCGAGUCGGUCUUGUCCCGGGACCGGAAGGACGACGAUUUCGUGGUCACCAGGAAUAUUGGCACAGAAAAUGCAGUCAGUCAGGGGCGGUCGGGGCUAGACCCUGUGGGACUGAGGCCAUUUGUCUCAUGCUUAGUGCCGCCGUCAUGUAGAGAAAAAGACGGCGACCUGGAAUGGAAUGCUGACAUUGCAAUGGAGGUCGAUGAUCAGCCUAGUCAAACUCUCGAACUGCAGCUGUGGGCAAGCAAACUUCACGCUGCAGUAAGUCUCGCAAGAGUCGAGCCUGUGGGAUUUUUCGGAACGGUGUUCAAAACUGGCAGAGCGGUCACCAAGAAAGAUGUUACAGGAGCACAAGUUGAAGCCUCCAAGACGCUGCGGGACAGAAGAUCACUUGGACUUAGCGAUGCUGAGCUACUCCAAGUGCUCAUCUUGUCAGACUCCCAAUCAUUCGCUACUUGCGAAUUCUCCGUGGCGCGUUCACUCGCAGCAGAGUCGUUCGAAGGAAUGGCAGUGCAAGGCACCCGAAUUCUUCAAACUGCCAUCCGGAUGUAUCAGUUCGACGUAGUGGAUCUCCUCAUUCGACGCAUGUGUACGUCAAGACAGGCCGCCGCGCAAGCGCUUAUAACUGCGGUGCGCUGUGGUGCAUCGCGUGUCAUUCGGCGGCUGCUGGAACUUCGAGUCCCCCUUCCGCCCAUCACAACCCAAGAUGUUUGGCUCGGCUCAUGCUAUGGUAUGUGGCUAUUCUACAGCCUGGCCAGCCACUCCUCAUUUUGCUCCACGGGCAGCAAUACCGAGUUUAGGUUGCAGCUUUAUGAUACCUUGUGCCCCCAGACGAUGAUUGUUGGUUUACCGUCUGUCCUAAGCAGAAGGUUGCUCUCUAGUAUGUCACAAAUGGCGAAUACGUCCAAAUGGUAUUACGGGUUUAUUUAUGACUUUUCUAGCGAGUAUCAGCUUGUACGGAAGCUGCACGAGAACAGCCUGAGACAGUUGGUUGGGCUCGAUCAACUGCCGUGGGAGACUCGAAGAGGUGAAGGACCGAGCCACGCGGCGGCUUGCGCUCAGUAUCUGGAGUACAAGAUUGAGGCCUACGCGAAACAGCCUUGGAGUUCGUACGAACACUAUUGGUAG
Messenger RNA from Cladophialophora carrionii CBS 160.54, 2124 nucleotides. RefSeq lists its product as uncharacterized. Bases 1 to 2124 code for a protein of 707 amino acids. The record is from RefSeq and is a predicted model, not a curated record. NCBI's taxonomy places the organism in Eukaryota, Fungi, Ascomycota, Eurotiomycetes, Chaetothyriales, Herpotrichiellaceae. The transcript has a single exon.